Messenger RNA from Suillus clintonianus, 1279 nucleotides. RefSeq names its product kinase-like domain-containing protein. The record is from RefSeq and is a predicted model, not a curated record. Bases 146 to 1171 code for a protein of 341 amino acids. Lineage: Eukaryota; Fungi; Basidiomycota; Agaricomycetes; Boletales; Suillaceae. Gene Ontology annotation, molecular function: ATP binding; protein kinase activity. Gene Ontology annotation, biological process: protein phosphorylation. The transcript has 10 exons.
UGGAAGGACAGCAUUCACCGUCGAUCGGAUCCAUCCACAGCGUCAAUUCGUACCAGUCGUGAAGUCCUCAGUUGGACCCUACGCAGUCUCUUCUCGACAGCGGUGCUAGGGAGCAAAGUAUUUACCACUAUCAUUUCCCGUCGACAUGUUCAAGUUCACCCAACUGCAACAAUUCUUUGGUCUUCGACAGGAUGGGCAGAUACCAAAUGACCGAGCGUCUCUGCCCUCGGUUGCUGGUAUUCCUGCAAGCCAGACCCUGAUUUCCGACACCCCCAAUAGACCCUUCGAUGAACAUAUCCCCAGCGGACGUCCCUCUACAUUUUUCACAGAGCACUCUAGUGUUCUCCGCAUCAAAUCAGGCGAUAUCAUUAAGCAAACCAACUACCCAACCGCCUCGGGCGGCCUUGGCGAUGUUUACAGGUGUACAUGGAACUCUGGCGCAAGUUCGGAUGAGGUUGCGGUCAAAUCCCCACGAUUCCCAAAUAUGAGCGAUCCUGAAGUUGGCAGGAUCAACAAGAACCUUGACCGCGAGAUUCAUAUAUGGGCCACGUUGAAGCAUCAAUAUGUACUGCCCUUGCAUGGCACUGUAGAGGAGUUCGGCCCAUCUCGCGCAUUAGUCUCCCCCUGGAUGCCGAACGGAACUUUGGACUCUUACCUUAAGGCGAAUAAGACCCUCUCGAUGAUGGGUAGGCUCCGCCUCGUAAUCCACGCUCAAAAUGUGAUACACGGCGACCUCGCUAGUAACAAUGUUCUGGUUGCUGCCGAUGGAUCGCCUCGCCUUGCAGAUUUUGGUAUCUCCAAUAUCAUGGUGCAAUCCAGCCCUACCUUUUCCUACCACACCGGUGCAAUUCGCUGGGUCGCUCCAGAGCUCCUCGAGCCCCCGGAAAAUCAGCCCAUACAAUGCGCAACCAGAUCUACCGACAUAUACGCUCUCGGCGGUAUCAUGCUUCUGGUCCUAUAUGGGAAACAGCCUUACUGGUGGCUUAAGACUGUCACACAUCUUGUGUCUGCUAGGUUCAAACACCUGGAGCCCAUCGACUCCUCCAUCAAGAUCCAGCCCAGUCACCUAAAUUUCAUGCAGCGGUGUUGGUCAACGAAGAGCGAGGACCGUCCAUCAGUAGAAGAGGUGAUAAGCUAUCUUCAAGCACUGUUGAACGAGACUUCUUUAUAAGGUGUCGGUUUUGACACGACUCACUUUCUUGUCUUGAUGUUUAACUUCGGUUUUGUGUCCUAUAUAUCAUAUCGUUUCGUGUAUAUUCUCACUUCCUUGUUUCUCUAU